Molecule: messenger RNA, 3288 nt
Organism: Xenia sp. Carnegie-2017
Lineage: Eukaryota; Metazoa; Cnidaria; Anthozoa; Malacalcyonacea; Xeniidae
Product: TBC domain-containing protein kinase-like protein
Exons: 30
Coding region: 96-2702 (868 amino acids)
Biological process (GO): autophagosome organization; autophagy; peptidyl-serine phosphorylation
Cellular component (GO): autophagosome; cytoplasm
Molecular function (GO): protein serine/threonine kinase activity; GTPase activator activity; ATP binding
Source: RefSeq, a predicted model, not a curated record
GCAAAUAUUUCAAAUUAAAUCUGUUUUGAUUUUGUACUAUUAAUUUCUUCAGAUUGGAAACUAUUUAAUGUGUGUUUAUAAACUGAAAUCAUAUUAUGGCUAAAUUAGGACGAUCAAAUAUUGGCAUUUCGACGUUCUUAGCUUCUGUUCAUCCUGCGGAUACGUGUGGUACAAAUGGACUUCCUCUGACACUUAACUCCAUUGUUGUUUAUGGAAAGUUUCAAAGAUUGAAAACGUUAAGGCACCCAAAUCUUUGUGAAUAUCUUGAUAUUGUUCGUGGGAGGCAUGAGAGGCUUGUCAUCAUCUCAGAGCAUUACAAUGUCAGUUUACAGAGUGCUCUUUUGGAAGGCUAUUUCAGGGAUUUAGAUGUUAUGAAAAGGAUAGCUCAUGAAAUUUUGCUUGGUUUAGCUUAUUUGCAAUCCCAAGAUAUUGUGCAUAGAUCUUUGUCUCUAGACAAUAUCUUGUUGGAUUCAACGGGUAAAAUAAAGCUCUCUCAAUAUGGACGCUAUUACAUGACGGAUUGUGGUACUGCUGUCGAUUUUCCUAUAGGAUCCCCGCGGUAUCUCCCUCCAGAAACAUUGCUACAAAUUCCACGAUUUUCAUCAUUAGCAUCGAGCUCAAAGGUUGAUACGUGGUCUCUUGGGAUUAUUUUUACAGAAUUAUUUAUGGGAAAAGAGAUCUGGAAGGAUUUUCGCGACGUGUGGGAUGUUAAAGAGAUCAUAAAAAAGACGUUUUCGUUAAUGAUAAAAUCUAAAGAGACAAAUAAAAGUUUUCUAUAUUUGUUGUUAAAUGACAAUGGCUCCAUCGACAUAUUAGAAAUGAUGCCCGCGGAUUUACGCUCGUUUAUUGAGUCUUGUCUCACCAUAAAACAUUCAGAAAGACCGGAUCCAAUGAAGCUUCUGGAUCAUCCAUUGUUUGAGGAUAUUAAAACUGUUGAAGAGCUUUGUGGUAUCUAUGAUAAUGAUGGAUUCUUGGGAGUAUUUCGCUCGAGAGACCUUGAACUUCCCGUUCACUUGAAUGAGGAAAAGAUUUCUGACGAUCUACUUCAAGAAAGAUCCCUUCAAGAGGUUUAUCAUUUAUGGACUUUGGCUGGCGGUGAUGUUGUUGCUGAACUGAAAAAACACAAUCUUAUAAAAAGCACACCACCAGUAUGCAGUAUGCCCAAUGUAAUUUUACAAGGAGGCGAUAAGCUAGGCGUGAAUAGAGACAGAAAUUUGUUAUUUGAUGAAAGCGUCAUUACUUUAUCUUUGGAAAGAGUUAAAGAGAAACUAUUUCGUGUUGAGCAAACGGCAUAUUUUCCUCUACUUGUCGAAAAAGACCCUUGUGAAUUUGAUUCCUGUGAAAUGAAAAGUUUACCGGUUGUCAUCCGCGAACGUGAUGUUGAGUAUCAGUUUCGGCGAAUUGUUUUGUUCCAAAGACUUCUUGAAGGCUACCCGUAUACUCGAGAUAAGAUACUGAAGGAAGCAAGAAUCGAUAUUCCACCUUUUUUACGAGCUAAAGUGUGGGCUGCUUUAUUGAAUGUUACGGGUGAUGUGCAACGAAAUUAUGACAUAAUUGAUAAAGAAUCUGUCACUCCAACUGAUAGACAGAUAGAUGUAGAUAUCCCUCGUUGUCAUCAGUACUGUGAACUGUUAGCAUCGCCUACAGCUCAUCGAAAAUUCAAACGAGUGCUUAAAGCUUGGAUUGUAUCAAAUCCUGGUUUAGUUUAUUGGCAAGGCUUGGAUUCCCUUUGUGCCCCGUUUUUGUCUUUGAGUUUCAGUGACGAAGCUUUGGCUUACAACUGCUUGAUAUCUUUCAUUCCUAAGUAUUUGUAUAAUUUUUUCCUCAAGGACAAUUCUCUAGUAAUCCAAGAAUACCUAGCUGUGUUCUGUCAUUUGAUUGCCUUUCACGAUCCUGAACUGUUCAAUCAUUUGGAUGAAAUUGGAUUUCAACCAGAGCUCUACGCAAUUCCAUGGUUUUUGACUAUGUUUACACAUGUAUUCCCUCUUCACAAAAUCUAUCUUCUAUGGGAUACAUUACUUCUUGGCAAUUCCUCGUUUCCUUUAUAUAUCGGUGUUGCUAUCUUACAACAAUUACGUGCUCAACUUCUUACUUAUGGCUUUAACGAAUGUAUUUUGCUGUUCUCAGACAUGCCUGAGGUUGACAUUGAACGUUGUGUGCAGGAUUCUAUCAAGAUAUUUGAGUCAACUCCCAAGAGUGUGGCAGCUCGUCAACAUGAAAAUAUUCCUUUGUCAAAGCACAAUAACCGAACGGAGAAAGAAUUUCUACCUGUGCAGCAAAUAAAAUCUGAGAAAUGUCCCCGGAUAUCUCUGCAAGAUAUGCUUCAUAUACUGGACAUUCGACUUCAAAAUAAAACAGAUUCCUCAGCAAAACGCUCAAACAAAGUAUCAUUAAAAUCUUGGGGAAUAGUAGUUGACAUAAGACCUCCUGAAGAUUAUCAAAAAGGUCAUCUACCUGGAAGCAUCAAUAUGCCUUCCAAUCAAACGUUUUCGGAAAAUGGAACAUUAAUUCCUGGCGAGAAUUCUAACACGCUGCAAGUGUCUAAGGGAAAGAUUAUAAUUGUUGUUGGAGGACGAGCAAACAACUGUCCUAAGUUCGCUGCUGAGCUGCUUAAAUCGAAUAUUCAAAGAGUAUGUGUUUUGGAUGCUGGUGGAAUGGUAACGAUGCGAACCAAUGGUUUGAUGACAGUCCGCUCUGUCUAGCUGUCUGUGUUUAUACCUGCCUGCCUGCCUGCCUGCCGAGUUAUUUGAAGCACCUGUUUAAAAUUGGUCCAACUUACGAGUCUUAUGCUGAGCACAAUUGUCAAUGUUUCAUGGAGUUGCUAUGAAUUGAAUGCUCGAAAAGAUGAUUCUAUAUAAUCUUAGAAAGUUGACUCAAGAAUUUAAACUAGGCCUUCAUGCCUAUUUAUUGAAAUUUGCUCACUUCUCGACAAGGACACAAUUCACAAAAUUUUGUCAUUUAUACUUAUUGUUGCAUCUGUUAAAGAAUGAAUGCAUGAUCAAUUUUGAAUAAAUGCGUGAUCAUUUUUGUUGUGUGGACAAAAAUGAAAAUUUUGCAGGAACAAUUAAAGAUUAGCAAAGUUGACACAAAUAAUUCAAAAUUAUAAAUUUCUCAAUGAAUUUAUUUAUCAUUUCAACGAUAUGUAUAUGUGCUAAAAUGCCCAUCAAUAAUUGAAUUUUCGUCAUUUACUAUGAUUAUUUAUUGAGUACUAAUCUAAUGUAAUUUAAUUAGUAAUUAAAAUUGUCAGAGUUCAAAUCAAGAAGAAAAUAAAAUUUCAUUGUGUGUUAA